GUCAUUCAAAAUAUCAUGUUGGGUCGUUUCGUAAAUGCAACCUAGUCUAAUUUGGCAUUUGUGUCCUCCGUGAUAUGUAACUAAAAUGUUGGACCCUGAGCAAUCAGCUUAUCAGUCCACGGCGAAUGUAGCCUGAGCAUAGGAGGAAAGGGGGGCAAAAGGGAGACACGAGUUAUCCAGCAAAAGCUAGCUCGUUUCAGGUACAUAAUCGAGGCAGAUAGAUCUAUGAAUCAAGAUGAACCAAUGUAGAUAAUCGAUUAACAAAGAGGAAUAAUUCUCGCACCUUCAUGUAGGCCGUUGGCACAAUAGGCUCCACAUUUCGGAGAUAGCGGUGGCAUUGACACCUGCAUCGCAACCCCAAUUUUAAAAAUCGUGUUGACAAUAACGGCCAACAACUACACCGAAUCAGAUAUUAACUCCCUAUUCAAUAUAGCACAUGUGUGUGGCACAGUAUAUAAGUGUACCUUUGUCAGGGGUGUUUUUGACCCAAAAUGGCCCAGACUAAAAUGAGACUAAUGUCUUUGGCACUGAAUCUGGUAUUGAUACCUUCACAUCCAAUUGACUUACCAAGAUCGCCGGCACCAGAGCACAAGAUUCACACCACGGAAGCAUACUUGAAUUUAUGCAGGCGAAAUAAUACCAAUUUUUACCAAGUACAAGACUUCAAGUUAAACGAUAUCGUUCUCAAAUACGGACCAUGGGUGCAAAAGUUGAAUGAGGACACCAACGGAGCUUAUGUGCAUAAAUCAUUUUGCUUUGUCUUGACACUAUCAGAUGCUGAAGACGGAAUAAGUGGCUAUAGCCGAAAGCCCGGAGUAAUGUUCGGUACCACUGCCUAUCAAGAUUACUAUCCUUCGGGUGAGAUUGUCAUCGAGUGUUUAAGGUAUAGAUUUCGAGGGUAUCAUACAGUCCGAGUAGAAUUUUUGUUUGAGUUACCAUACAGUAUUGCUGGAUCAGUAGAGGAAUUUUUGAUACAAAAUCUAGAUGUCGAUAACUAUGAAUGUUUGAACUACAACAUUUAUUCCCCUCAUAUUAUUGAUUUCAAAAGUGUAUUCAAAGUUCAUAACGAAUCUUUUGAGACUUAUGGUGCUGUAUUCAAAUCGUUUUUCAGUAAUAGCUCGAGGAGCAAACCAAAAAUCAGAGGCCUGGUUCUGGAGUAUUUACCUUCCAAUCUUGAAUCUAAUUUCAUGAGCUUGAUAGAGUACUAUCAGGAUGAAUUUAGUUUGAGGUAUAUUGAAGAGCCCCCAGUCAAUUAUCACUUUGCAAGUAGCUAUCAUGGUUCGAACUUUCUAAACUUUGCAACCAAAUCCCCAUUGGAAAAAGCCAUUUGGACAAAUUUAACUAGCAAACCAGUUUUGACAUAUAAUGGGGGAGUUGAAAGGACCAACCAGGAGUUGGUCGUCAAGUCAUAUCUGCUCAAAACGAACAUCAUCUUGGAACGAAGCUGGUCGGAAAUUCCAGAUGAGUUGUCAAAUAAGCUAUUUUUGCACCCAUACUAUCUACAUGGUGGAUUGGUUUAUUCAUUAUCCGAUGAUGUGAUCCAGGGAUUAAGAAGUAUUGAGCAGAACAGAGUGGAAUAUAAUGAAAAGGUCAAUGUAUUUGAUUCCAAAUUGCAACGGCUAUUCAUGAUGUUCGGGAAAGAAGAAUCUAACGAGCCACUUAGUUAGGAAAGGUUCAGAAUAAUGAAUGAUGAUGACAACAAAUUUGAAUAAUAGUUCGUUAGUUAUCUUUUUUAAAUUUGCAGUAAUCUGAACAAAUUGUAUGAAUAUA
This is a messenger RNA of Suhomyces tanzawaensis NRRL Y-17324, 1770 nucleotides long. RefSeq lists its product as uncharacterized. The record is from RefSeq and is a predicted model, not a curated record. NCBI's taxonomy places the organism in Eukaryota, Fungi, Ascomycota, Pichiomycetes, Serinales, Debaryomycetaceae. The transcript has a single exon. Bases 492 to 1667 code for a protein of 391 amino acids.